AUUGUGCCGCAGCUACCCCCUUCUCGAAUGUAGACCUUUUUUUGGAAGUACUGGUGCUUUCAGGACAACUGGGGGGGAAACGAGGUUAAAUAAUGACGUUAGUGAACUUCAGGUCGGAGCUCUAGAAAGAUGCCCUAGUAUCCGACUUGGAUGACUGUUCAAAAUGAUUUUCCAAAUCGGAGCGAACGUAUUUUGACAUUAUAACGGUUGCAGAGUUGUCUAAUGGGACAAUAAAUUGUAAGAGAGGAUAUUCGUCAAAUUCAACGUCUCCUCUACCAAGAUACUGGUGCAGCUAGCUAACGGUAGCUAGUAACAACAACAAAAAGCUACCUUUGGCUAGCAGCUAGCUACCUGCAGUAAACCUAAUGUUUACUGUGCGCCAUGCAAGCUUUAGUCGCACAUUAUUCAUCAACUCCUAAACUCACUAUUAUUCAUCAACUCCCAAACUCACAUUUAAUGUUGAAAAGUCUUUGCUAUUAAUCGUUUGGGGGAGAAAAGGUUGAGCUCCAGUGGGACUGUAAACUUCCGGUCCGUACUAAAACCGGAAGUGACGUAAAAUUUGUGCUGCCAUCAGGUAGGUGGCUAGUAACUCCGCGUUUUCCAAGUUAUAAUACAUAUAUUUAUAUAUGAGACGUGACUUGAUACGUUGCUGAUUUAAGGAGUACUGCCCCUACUAGAAUGCGGGAUCAUCUAAAUAGCUAGAACUCUAUGAAAAGGACAGAAACAGAGAGAGCAAGCUAACAGAAGUACUAACAUCGUUAGCAUAGGUGGGUGGCUGUUUUGUUUGCUGCAGUACUGUUAACGUCAGAAGCUGGCCUUUAUUGAUAAAGCACUGUAUAUGGAUCCUCACAUCCGUGUUAAAGACGAACCCACUAGUGAUGAUGACGUUACACACAGCUGGUGCAACCCUGUCCGGCCCUCACAAAUGGACUACAGUCAUGAAGGUGCUGUUGAUAAGUCUGAGUUGGAACCAGGUGACCUUCCAGGCCUCAGUGAGGCAAGAAAACCAACAUUCAAUGUGAUUGUCAAAGAGGAGGAGGAAAAGGAGGAUGAUGAAGAUGAUGAGGAGGACAUGGUUGACAGAGGUUCAGACACUGACUACACACCAAGUCCCGCUGUGGUAGUGAAGGUGGGAGAACACAAACCACCAAAGAAUAAGAACACAGUAAAGAAACUUCACCAGUGCCCCGACUGUGGUAAAACCUUUGAGAGGCUGUCGCGUCUGAAGAGGCACGAGCCAUCACACUUGAGGAAGAGCAAGCACCCGUGCCCUGACUGCAACCAGUCUUUUGGCAACCUCUCAGUCCUGAAGAAACACAGGGCAACACACAAGAGCACCGAGAAGCUGACUCACCAGUGUCAACAAUGUGGCAAGACGUUUGAGAAGCUAUCGCGCCUCAGAAGGCACCAGCCCGUACACCAGAGGAGAAAGAGGAUGGACCACCCGUGUCCUAAAUGUGGCAAGACCUUCAAGAAGUUAUCCUCCGGCCUGGUUCGGCACGAGCGAGGACACACCGGAGAGAACCGUUCCCUUGCUCCCAGUGUGGGAAGAGCUUUGCCGACGACCGUCACCGGAAAGUGCACGAGCAGGCUCACCAAGGGAAGCUGGAGAGACCCCACCACCGCUGCGCUGACUGCGGGAUCUGCUUCCCCAAACCAUCCGAGCUUCGACGGCACCAACGUGCUCACACGGGAGAGAAACCGCACCGCUGCCCUGACUGUGGGAAGGCCUAUUCCCGGUCAGAGACUCUGA
Messenger RNA from Oncorhynchus kisutch (coho salmon), 1753 nucleotides. Its product is annotated as zinc finger protein 641. Gene Ontology annotation, biological process: regulation of gene expression. The transcript is spliced from 5 exons. Gene Ontology annotation, cellular component: nucleus. NCBI's taxonomy places the organism in Eukaryota, Metazoa, Chordata, Actinopteri, Salmoniformes, Salmonidae. The coding region runs from base 839 to 1753 and encodes 304 amino acids. The record is from RefSeq and is a predicted model, not a curated record.